Molecule: messenger RNA, 3655 nt
Organism: Gryllus bimaculatus (two-spotted cricket)
Lineage: Eukaryota; Metazoa; Arthropoda; Insecta; Orthoptera; Gryllidae
Source: the annotation of a GenBank genome assembly
CAUUCUGUCUCACUAGUCUUUCUUUGUGCACACUGAUGUGUGCUUCAAGAAAAUUUAAACCUGUAUUAAAUGAAAAAUACUUAGAAUAAAUUAAUAGAGGUAAUUGUUACAAAGUUAAGGAAGAAAACGAGGAAUGACUGUGCCCUUUCGUUUUCUGAUCUCGCGGUGCUGAUUUCAUAGUGAGAUUGGUGCUAUGACAGAAUAUUCUUCCAUGUAUGCAUCCUUGGGUAUUUCUGUUCUGUCAUUGGUGUUGUUAUGGCAACCACUUCGUAAACAGUGAUACACCAAUGAUUCUUGUUGAUCUCGUAAGUUGUGUUUACAAGCACGAUGCGUCAAGGUGUAUCUGACAGUUCGCUUUCAAAUGAAUCAUGUGUGUCGGCUGUUCAUUUCUCAUUUUGAAAGUGUCAAACACAGACAGAAUUAAACAUAAUAGAUUGUGGCAUGUUCCGAAAGAAAGUCGUCAAUGACAUGAUUGAAAAUAUAUUGUGUUUGAUCUUGCAAUGCAGUCUGCAGAAGACGCACAUGUGUCACUUGAAAAAUCAUAUGUAGAGAGAUGCAAAUUCGCAAAAACAGAGCCUCGAAAAGAGGUGGUGAAUGCUUUGAAAGUGGCAGAAGACACGGGAGUUCUUGAUUUAUCAUCUAUUAAUUUGAACUUAUGGUCGUGGCAAACUCUUGGAAAACUUCUUGCAUCAUCUUGUCGUAUCCGAAAAUUGAAUCUGAGUAAUUGUUUGAUUCCUCCACGUGGUAUAGCUGCAAUUUUUGCUGUACUCAGCCAAGGGACUUACAUUGAAGAUUUAGAUUUGAGAGGAAAUAACAUCCAGACUUCUAGUGUUUCAUAUCUUUCCAAAAUGAUCAGAUAUAAUAUAUCACUGAAAAGGAUUUCCUUGGAAUGGAACUGUAUUGGCCUUUUAUUGGAUACUUUCACACUAUUCUGUGAUGGUUUAGCUGUUAAUCAAAUGAUAGAAGUUCUAGAUUUGAGGAAUAAUCAAUUAAAUGUAGAAUGUGCACCUGCUCUAGCUAAUGCGCUGGCAAAAAAUUCUUCUCUUAAAUGCAUCGAUUUGCGAUGGAAUAAUUUGGGUUGGAGAGGUGGACAGCUGCUUUAUUCUGCUCUUCAAACUAAUCAGUCUCUUAUCAAAAUAAAACUUCAGGGCAAUUGUAUACCUUUGGAAUUAACAACUGCAAUUGAUCAAUGUGCAUUGCAUAAUACUACUCGAGCAACAUUGUUAGAAGAAUGUGCUCAACGCACAGAAUUACUAUCACAACAGCUUCGAAAGGCAGAAGAAGAGCGUGUUCGUGAGAUACAAAAUCUUGCACAAAGAAGUGAAGAGAAAGUGCAGCUUAUUACACAGGCUAGUCAAAGCCGCAUUGAACAGAUGGAGAACCAAGUGGCAGAGAAAGACAAGUACAUAAAAGAACUUGAAAAACAAGUAAAAACUAUUAAUGAGGAAUCACAGAAACGAUUUGAUUUGGUUCGUCAACUUCAGUUGCAAUUAAAAGAGCGAGAUUCUGUGUAUCAGGAAUUGUUACAGGAAUCACGGAAAGAUUGUGAUGAUUUUAACAAGAAACUUUCAACUAAAGAUGAGGAGAUUUUAGAUCUUCAGAAUGACCUGAAAGCGAAACUUACAGCUGAGCAGAAACGUCGACAAGCUCUAGAAGCUGUGAAUAUUAGCCAAAGUGAAGAAAUUACCAGGCUGGAAGGAGAAUUAAUACAAGUGAAAGACAGAUUAGCACGCUCCCGCAAACAGUUUGAGGAGCAUUUGGAGCUACAAAAGGCUUCUGAUAAAGAAUUACUUGACUUGGAAACUCGUGAAAAUGAAAAGCGUUUAAUUCAUCUUCAGUCAGAGUUAACAGCCCAGAAAAAUUCUCUACAGAUGCGGAUUUCAGAAUUAGAGCGAAGUCUAGAAGAGAAGGAGCAUUUGCGAGCAGAUUUGAAUAGUGUUCUCUCCAGAGAAAGAGCACGUCGUGAAGAGGAAAUUUCUUUGGCAGUUCAAGAAACAAAAAUGCGUGAGGCAUCUCGGGUAGCUCAAUUAGAAGAUCGCUUGACAACGCUGCGGGAGGAGCGUUUGCAAUUUGAAAAGCAACUGAUGCAAACCCAAAAUCAGAUACAACAGCUACAGCAACAGAAUAGUUCAUUAAUUGCAGAAAUGGCCGAUUCUCAAAAGAAGUUUUCUACAUUACAUGAGGAACUAUCAUCUGAGAGAUUGAAUUGUCAACGUCUUCGACAAGAACUUGCAGAUGAGAAUUCAAAGUUGCAGAGUAAAUCCCAAGCAGCAGACAAACUACAAUCUGAAGUUGAUCGUCUUCAUCAGCAAGUGUCAGAUCUCUUGAGAGGUCAUUUAGACAUAAAACAUGAGCGACAAGUAGAGCGAGAGCGUUUGGAGACUUUAAUGGAACAACGAGAUCGUGAAAUUGAAAAUAUAAGGGCUCAAGAGGUUGAAAGAGCUAAUAAUUUAUAUGCAGCAUUCAGUAAAUACCUUAGUAGUGUCAGUACAUCUCCAAGCAAAACACACAUUUCUCAUUCUUAAUAAAACAUUAAGUUUAGAAAUAUUUUUCUUUUCUUUUAGUUUCUCACUUUGAACUUCACAUUCAUGUUAAGAAUGAUUUUGAGACAUGUUUGUUUUAUCGUUUUUCUCACUGAGCUUCAAAAGUUUGUAUUGAGUAAUUUUGAAUUUUUUUUCUUUUUUUCGAUUUUGAAAAUAACGACACCCUAAACCAUAGAUGCUAGCAUAAUUAUUUGCAGGGGGACCUUCCAGAAGAAAAUAUGCUAAAAACUUUAACCUGGUUUAUAAUAAUAAUUUUGAUAACAUUUAGAGAUGGUCCAUGGAUUCCUGAGGCUGUUGCCAUACAUCCAUUGCCAUACAUCCCUUGCAUCAUAUACAUCCAUUGCCAUACAGAGCAGGCAACGUGUUUCCAGUCAUCAACAGUCCAGUGUCCUUGAUGAUGGGCCCAGGUGAAACGAAAGUUUUGGGUUGUAUUGUACACAAGAGGGCCUUCCGCUCCGAAACCCCAUAUCGAUAAUGGCUCAUUGAAUGGUUCUAAGCUUGACAUGAAAGAGAAAAUUGGUCCAGAUGGGAUACUUACAAUUUUGCUAAAAAAUUGUAAAUUUGUCUUCUCCUGAUUGCUGAAGGUUCUAUUUUAUAAAUCUUUAUUUGAAGGUCUGUUUCCAAUGGAGUGGAAAUCCUCAUACAUUAUGGCAUAAGAAGUUCCCCAACAGGACAGGAAUUGAUGGAUUGACAAACAGUUCCAUGGAAGUGUCAAGUAUCUGACUAAUUAUUCCUACUCACUUGCUGUUUGAUGAUGUUUUUCCAUCUAUGGCUGUAAUUAAAUGUUUCAAUGAUCACUCAUUUGUUUGGAGAGUAAAAAUUAACCAGAUCAAUUUUGAGACCCAGCUUCAGCUUAAGUGCACGAGACCAAUAACCCAACCUGUGUUCAGAUUUAUGGAUUCAUCUCCAAUGGCCUUGAUCAAUUACUUUCAUAUAAAUAAAAUGAAUUAAAAUAAUUUUAAGGCCAAAAGGAACAGACAUAAAAGUUCACAUUUAUUAAAAUCCUUGAACUAUAUGACAUUUCAAUACUAUGGAUUGGGGUUUUCAUCAGGAAAUAUAAAAUAUGAUAAAAACUAAGUAAAAAUAAUGGUACAAAAUGAUACUAAUAAGUC